AUGGCGUCCGUCGAUGAGAAUUUAGGGCUCACGCCUGAGUCACUCAUGAGCUACAGUAAGAUGAUCGAUGACCAACUGGAUCACUCGGGGAUGAAAUCGUUACUUUCCUUGAUUGAUGCCUUUAAUAACGAGAGAAUCACACUUAGCGUGUUAAGCAAGUCUGUUGUUCUUUUGUUCCACAAACAUAGUAACACCGAAGGUGAGAUCCGAGGUUGCAAUGUUUCUGCAGUGAGGGCUAAAGUAGAUGAUGAGAAACCGAAGAGGAGCGGAGCCCGUAUUAGGAUUAGGAUUAAAAUAGAUGAGAACCCUAAAGAAGAUCUUUCUGAGGGAAAGAAGAGAAGAAUCAUUCACUCGGAACCGGCAACUGAGAGGUCUCUGAAGAAAGCAAGAACGUCAAGGCGGUUAUUAGAACGAGUGACACCGAGCUAUAAGCUUAUCCCUGAGGAAGAACAGUGUCCUGUCUCAGACAACCAUGUACUGAACAACAAGUACGCUGUGAUGCAAUUUAAUGGCUCUUCGAAACCUAAGAAACUGAGCAAAUACGAAGAAGCAAUUGAGGGUUGCGAAGAGGACAUGUUUGAGACUGAUAUGUUGAUAGAAUCUCUUAAAAGUGCUAUGGAGAGCGCUGAGAAAGUUAUAAAGAAGGAGAUGAGCGUGGAAGAUCUCGGAGUAAAGUUCUACAGAUGCAUCGAGAUGCUAUACCGUGGAGAUGUGUCUGAGAUUGUGAGAGAAGACCACAAGAAGGCUUUACCCGCCAUCUUAGAGCGGUUGAAGCAGAAGCUGGAUGCGCUCACAGUUGCUAAGGAAAGCUGGAAGCCUCGGUGGAAGCAAGUCUUUGAGGAAAACACUGCAAAGCAAAGAAAAGCCACACGAAAAAACUGA
Molecule: messenger RNA, 882 nt
Organism: Brassica oleracea var. oleracea
Lineage: Eukaryota; Viridiplantae; Streptophyta; Magnoliopsida; Brassicales; Brassicaceae
Product: paired amphipathic helix protein Sin3-like 2
Exons: 1
Coding region: 1-882 (293 amino acids)
Biological process (GO): negative regulation of transcription by RNA polymerase II
Cellular component (GO): chromatin; histone deacetylase complex
Molecular function (GO): transcription corepressor activity
Source: RefSeq, a predicted model, not a curated record